Molecule: messenger RNA, 1388 nt
Organism: Danio rerio (zebrafish)
Lineage: Eukaryota; Metazoa; Chordata; Actinopteri; Cypriniformes; Danionidae
Gene: sbds
Product: SBDS ribosome maturation factor
Biological process (GO): ribosome biogenesis; cytosolic ribosome assembly
Cellular component (GO): cytoplasm; nucleolus; spindle
Source: RefSeq, marked validated
GACGCAGUUUUAAACGAGGAAGAAGCAGGAAGACAGCAGUGUGGAGACCCGCGUUCAUAAAGAGAGUUAAACAUGUCAAUAUUCACGCCAACUAACCAGAUCAGGUUAACAAAUGUUGCCGUCGUGAGGAUGAAGAAAGGGGGGAAAAGAUUUGAAAUCGCCUGCUAUAAGAACAAAGUGAUGAGCUGGAGAUCUGGAGCGGAGAAAGAUCUUGAUGAAGUCCUGCAAACCAACACAGUCUUUGUGAAUGUGUCCAAGGGUCAAGUGGCGAAGAAAGAAGACCUAUCCAAUGCUUUUGGAACAGAUGACCUGACUGAAAUAUGCAAACAGAUUUUGUCCAAAGGAGAACUGCAGGUAUCAGACAAGGAACGACAGAGUCAACUGGAGCAGAUGUUUCGUGAUAUUGCAACUAUUGUGGCUGAAAAAUGUGUGAAUCCUGAGACCAAGCGGCCUUACACAGUGAACCUUAUAGAGAGAGCCAUGAAGGACAUCCACUUCUCUGUUAAAGCAAACAAAAGCACUAAACAGCAGGCUCUUGAGGUCAUCAAGCAGCUGAAGGAAUCCAUUCAGAUCCAGAGAGCUCACAUGCGCCUGCGCUUCGUCCUGCCAGCCAAGGAUGGGAAGAGGCUGAAGGAGAAGCUCAAACCAUUAAUAAAGGCAGUGGAAAAUGAGGACUUUGACGACCAGCUGGAAAUGGUGUGUUUGAUAGAUCCAGGCUGUUUUCGGGAUAUUGAUGAGCUCAUCCGCUGUGAGACCAAAGGAAAGGGAACUCUUGAGGUGCUCAGUCUCAAAGAUGUGGAGGAAGGGGAUGAGAAACUCGAAUAAACACUUCAUUUAUUUUCACCUGCUUUCUUUAACACAUUAAACUACUGCUGAUUUAUUUUAUAUGGGCUGCUCGACUGUUGGAGUUUGAAUGUGGCCAAACUAUUAGCAGCUACUGCAUCAGUAUUUCAAUACAUUGUUAAUAAUAGACUCUAAAAUAGUAAUAAAAUCCACAUUUUAUUUUCUGUGAAAAUGGAAUACAUAUUUAUUUUGAUUAAUAACAGAAGUCAAAAUAUGAUAUUCUGCAAGAGUGCAUCUUUAUUAUUAAUAUUAUUAUUUUGCUUUCUUUUAAAUCUGAGGUGCCGAAUUCCCAUUUUCAGCAGGGUUUGUUAAUCUACGAAGAAAGUAGAAAAUAAUUUAAAAGUUUUAAUUGUCUAAUCUGAUGCCAGAGAAACUUUAUCUUGUCACAGUUAAGACUCCCUUUACAUUCACUAUUUGUAGUAUUUAAAUAAAUAAGCAUCAACCUCUAUAUAAACCUCUAUAAACUGUGAUUCUGCUUAGACUGAAGGUGAAAUUCGUUGUUCUUUGGUUUAACACUAAAAUAAAUAACAUUGUUCUGCGUUCUA